CUUUAAAUUGUAACCAACUUUGUGGCCUAGCAUGUUCCAUCACGAACAAAAUAAACAACUUACAUGAAGGAAAACCAACUUUCAUGUUAAAAGGAAAAAAGAAAAGUGACAACACAUAUGCAAAAGCAAUCUUUAUGAUAUGCAAUGUAACUACUGUUUCUAAGCAUGAUAAACAUCAAUCAUUCCCUUUGGUCCCUCCGAUCAUCCUUUCCAGACAACAACAACACCUAAACCUAACCAUUUCAUUCCAACACACUCACACACACACAUUCUCCGAUCAUAUGGACGAAUCAUGGCGGAUCCGGAUGGGAGCAACGGCAGCGGCAGCAAAGCAGCCUAACAACCUCCCGCCGCGACGGUCGCCGGAGAACACAAACCGGAACAACGGCGGUUACGGUUACAGUUACGAAACCUUAGAUCCUGAGGAUUUUGACGAUGUGUUCGGCGGACCACCGCGGAGUGUGCUUGCUCGGCAGUUCUCCGGUGACGGAAGCUUUGCGAGGCCUACGAGUCUAGUGUUUGAAGAUAUUUUUCGGAAACCGAACCGGUGUACGGAUCGGACGUUGCCGGAGUUUAGGAUACCGGAGAGUAAAACAGGAGGACGGUUGAAUGAAGAGGAGUUUUACAGUGAUAUAUUUGGUAAUUCAAGGAUGUCGAGGUCGAGAUCUAUAUCGCAGACGAAUUCGAAUUCAAAAUCCAAGUCGAAUUCAUCCUCGAUUUUGAGUUCGGAGGAGUUGAGUCCGUUCCGGCCGGCGGUGGUUGAUAGCGACGACGUCGUUUUCUCUUCUUUUGCCGCCAAGCUCAGGCCAAUAAAUGUGUCAUCUAAAUGGAACACAUCAAAGAAGAUGCAUGAAGUACAACAAAUGGCAGAUUCACCUUGUAAUUUUGAGUCCUUUGAGAGUGACUAUCUACACAAAUUCAAAGGCUGUUAUUCCAGCUUUUCACAAAGGGUUUCAUCCCCUGAAGUUACUACUUUUAGACCUAAUUCAUAUGCAAGUGUCAAGGAGUCAAGGGAGGAUCUGCAAGUCAACUCUCCGGCAUCGAUAGUUUCCUCAUUAAAUCAGGAUGAAACAAGCACACUCCAUGAAGAAGAAGAUGAUGAUGAUGAAGUUAUGAGCUCCUAUGUAAUUGAAAUAAAUCCUAGUAAAAGUAAGGAAAAAGUUGGUGAAUCGCAUGGCGUUGAUGAAGCAAUUGCUUGGGCUAAACAAAAGUGCAAAGCGCGUAAUUUAGAGGACUGUAACGAAAGAGAAGAUGAUGGACAUGAGUGUCCUGCAGUAGAAGAAAUGGCGGGCGUAAAGGACGUCCCUGAAGUGCAAAUAGGCAGACAUGGAUCAAGAGAAUCAUCUUCGCCGGAUAAGCAAAAGGUAUGGACAACAGAAGAACCUUUACAAGAACCGGAAAAAGAUGCAAGCCCAUCUAAACAGAUGGAACUGGAAUUACUGGAUGAGGAUAUAAAGUUGUGGUCAGAUGGAAAAGAACAAAACAUCCGAUUGCUUCUAUCGACACUACAUCAUAUUCUAUGGCCAAGUAGUGGCUGGAUCAUGAUACCUUUAACAAACCUCAAAGACAGCACAAAUGUUAAAAAAGCUUAUCAGAAAGCGCGAUUAUGCCUGCACCCUGACAAAUUGCAACAAAGAGGCGCCACUAUUCCACAAAAAUAUGUUGCUGAGAAGGCAUUUCCAAUCUUACAGGAUGCAUGGGCUGCUUUUAUAUCCCAAGAUGUUUGUUCGUCUAUAAAAUGACAGAAUGAAAAACAGACGCGAGAAUUCACAGACAUGUUUAUAUCUAAAGGAAAAAAACAGAGCUUCGGAAAUGACACCAUUAGCGGCGUUGGUGUGUUUUUGGUGGACGACGAUGGUAAAUGCAGAAGAUAUAGAAAAAAAAAACAGAGUGUUCGCUUGUAUUAAGUGAGGAUUCUGACAUGUUAAUUAUACUUUUUGUGGCUUUCUUUCUUUUUUUUUUUUUUUGACUGUGAGAGUGUUGUAUGGUGUUUAGUGAGACUAGUAAUUGAAAUAAAUGUGAGUGAUUUUGUAAUUCAUUGUAUAAAAUUGUUGGCUUUUGAUUUCAGAAA
Messenger RNA from Helianthus annuus (common sunflower), 2071 nucleotides. RefSeq lists its product as uncharacterized. The coding region runs from base 84 to 1742 and encodes 552 amino acids. Gene Ontology annotation, biological process: clathrin coat disassembly; clathrin-dependent endocytosis. Gene Ontology annotation, cellular component: cytoplasm; intracellular membrane-bounded organelle; vesicle. Gene Ontology annotation, molecular function: clathrin binding. The transcript has 7 exons. NCBI's taxonomy places the organism in Eukaryota, Viridiplantae, Streptophyta, Magnoliopsida, Asterales, Asteraceae. The record is from RefSeq and is a predicted model, not a curated record.